Fusarium vanettenii 77-13-4 is the source of this 1734-nucleotide messenger RNA. RefSeq lists its product as uncharacterized. The record is from RefSeq and is a predicted model, not a curated record. Lineage: Eukaryota; Fungi; Ascomycota; Sordariomycetes; Hypocreales; Nectriaceae. The transcript is spliced from 5 exons. The coding region runs from base 1 to 1734 and encodes 577 amino acids.
AUGAGUCGCCAACCACUACCCAACGCUCCCCGAAGGACGAAUGUUGAAGUCGAGGACUACACUUUCGAAGAAAGAAAGACUCUUGAUAGCAUUGAAAAAAAGUAUACCUUGAACCUUCUUCUGAAGGCGAGUUACUCUUCAUUGACCGGGCCUGAAGGCUUUCGGGAGUUAUACCAGAACUGGAGAGACGCAAUGAUUGUCUCGCACAAGACAGAGAUAUACAUCGUCGAAGAACGGAACAAUACCGAAAUCAUCUACAAGGCGUACGGACGCAGCACCGGGUCCAAGUGCCUCGGCUACAUCAUAUUCAGGGGCCACAACGGAAAGGGCACAGUCGAGAUCACCAACUGCGAUUCUAGGCUGGAGCCCUAUCACCUCGACAUGGGCGGCACCACCAAGGCCGCCAACCAGGACCUUGCGGGCUUUCACGGUGAGGGCCUCAAGCUCGCCUUGCUGGUCCUGCAGCGCGGAGAGCAGAAUCAUUCCGUCCGCUGCACAUCCGGUAGCUUUAGCUGGUGCUUUGGGUUUACCACCCAGGGUAAACUAGUCGCAAAUCUGACUCGUCUCACAAAUGCGCGUAGCAAGGACAAACACCCGCAAGGUAGUCUAGCUCCCUUUUUCCCAAAUUAUAGGACUGAUGUCAGGUUCGUUAUUGGCGAGAUCAAGAAAGCCAAGAACGAGCGAGGCGAGAUUGUCAGACGGAGCGCCGUGAAGCGUGAAGAAUUCGAGUCCUGGUGCACCACCGUCCUCGCUCUUCAGAAACUCGACAAGGACAGUGUCCUGAAGACCAAAUAUGGUGAGAUCAUCAUGGACCCCAAGCACAGAGGUAGCCUCUACCUCAAGGGUCUGCUCAUGCGCAGAUCUACGCGCUCUUGCUCGGCGAGCAUGACGGGCAGGCCCCUCAAGUACGGCUACAACUUCGAGAAUGGCACCACAAAUCGAGAUCGAAGAACUCUGGGCUCAGCCGAAGAGGAGGGUCGUGCUAUCCUCGCAAUCUGGCAAGCGGCGCUGGUUGAACGGCCUGACCUCGUGGGUGAACUCUCAGACAUCCUCAACUCUUCAGAUCCCCAAUGGGCAGAGGUUUCCAUGCUCGGUGUCGGUUUAUUACCUGGUACUGCCGACAAGCUCGCCCAACACCUCCUUUCGGAUGCGUCCAGAUGGUACUACUCUCCGAGGGAGAGAGAAGAGGCCAGUGUCGGGCAGAAAGAGCAGCAGUUGGUGCUGGCCGAGCAGAGACUGACAGAGGGGAAAUCUCGCGCCGGCGAGUCGAUGAAGUACGGAGCAAAAUUCUGCAAUGUCAAGAAAGGGACCAGAUACUUUGCUAUCGUCUACAGGCCCGACAAGCCCUCGUCCCUUGUCGCUGUGUCAAACAUGGGUGGCAUUCCUGCCGGCACUCAUGAGGCUUCCAGAGCUCCAUCGGGUGCGAGAGCCGCGCCUCAACAAGCACCCUCAUACCCCUUUCCAGGAGGUCAAGGCAUCCCCCAAACACCAUCACGCUUUCCAGCCGGCCAAGGCAUCCCCCAUACGCGGCCGAUCCAGGGCCAAGGCAUGCCCGUACCAAUAUACGCAGGCGGCUUUGAUCCUCAAUGGCCCAAUCCCCAGGUGGUUAACCAGCUCCCACCCGAGGCCAUACGUCAAGUCAACUACCGUCAUCCCGCUCAAGGUGUCCCUGUAUAUCUCAGGGGCAAUGGGGGCAUGGGACAGCCUUUUCAAAAGCGUCACCGCACUGGCUGA